This is a messenger RNA of Calypte anna (Anna's hummingbird), 1752 nucleotides long. It is a transcript of the gene GPR65, whose product is annotated as G protein-coupled receptor 65. Gene Ontology annotation, cellular component: membrane. Bases 85 to 1122 code for a protein of 345 amino acids. NCBI's taxonomy places the organism in Eukaryota, Metazoa, Chordata, Aves, Apodiformes, Trochilidae. Gene Ontology annotation, molecular function: G protein-coupled receptor activity. Gene Ontology annotation, biological process: G protein-coupled receptor signaling pathway. The transcript has 2 exons. The record is from RefSeq and is a predicted model, not a curated record.
AGACCUGUCAGAGGGAAAGAGGUGCUAAAAUGGGAUUAGAAGAAGAGGCUGGAGUUAGACCAAAGAUACUACUUGGGGUGGACAAUGAACCACACUGCUAAGUGCCAUGAUGAUCACGCCCUGGAUAAGUACCUGUUUCCAUUUGUAUAUGGCACUGUGAUGGUGAUCAGCAUUCCCACCAACUGCAUAUCCCUCUAUGCAUCUUGCAUUCAAGUGAAGAAAAAGAAUGAGUUAGCAGUCUACCUCUUCAGCCUAUCCCUGGCUGACCUUUUGUACUCUCUGAUUCUGCCUCUGUGGAUUGAUUAUGCCUGGAAUGGAGAUAACUGGAGGCUCUCAGCCUCACUUUGUCAGAUUUCUGCCUUCCUUAUGUAUAUGAAUUUCUACACGAGCACUGCAUUCCUUGCUUGCAUCUCUAUUGACAGGUACUUGGCAUUAGUUCACCCCUUGAAGCUCCAGCACUUGCGCACAAGAAGAUUUUCAGUGAUUGUCAGUGUAAUUGUUUGGCUUCUGGAAACUUUUUUAAACUCAGCCAUCUUGGUGAACAAAGACGUAUUCAAUGAUCCUUGCAGUUUCACUAAUCAUACGUUGUGCUAUGAAAAAUACCCCCUGGAAUGGUGGCAAGCUCAGAUAAAUUUGUUCCGGAUAUGCUCAGGGUACCUGGUCCCUUUGAUAAUCCUCGUGUUUUGCUACCAUAAAAUCUACCAAGUAGUGAGGUGUAACCAAGCCACAGUAGAUGAAGAGAAGACAAAAGUGAGGAGACUUAUUCUGAAUAUCACAGUUACUUUCAUUGUUUGCUUUACACCUUAUCACGUUAUACUGCUUAUUCGCAGCAUCAAAGAACCUUACACCACUGACCCACAGACUUUGCAGCUGAUAUAUAAGGUGUACAGAAUCACACAGGCCUUCACAAGUUUGAAUUGCAUUGCUGAUCCAAUUCUUUACUGCUUUGUGAGUGAAACUGCACGAACAGACAUACUGAAUUUGCUCAGGUGUUGCUUGUGCCUACAAAAGCAUGAGGAAGACCAAGCUAAAGACCACGCUGUGUGCACUUCUGCUACAAAAAGCAGUGCUCUGAUCACUUACAGAACUCCCUGUGAAAUGGAGACUGUCAAAAAUGCCUGAGCAAGUACAAUUCAAAUCCAGAUUGGAUAACCUAAAGGGGAAAGAAAGAAAGAAAAAUUGGUAUAUCUAGAAAAGUAUAGCUAGAAAGGACCCCAAAAGCUAGAGAUACUAAUAUAAAUGAAACAAGUAGCUGGAGCUAAUAACUUAUUAUAGAGUCAGUGAAAUCCGUGGAGUAUCAAUACAUAUCUUUAAAUCAGGCAUGGUGCAUAAUGUCAACAAAUAAACACGCAGUGAAGAAAGAUGACCAUGUCAUGCUGACAAAAUUACUGAGGAUCCCCCACAAGACUGCCUCCUGUCACAGGCUGCUAGCCCGUGUGCUGGACAUAAAUAUAUAUACUCAGCUGCAGAAAGACUGAAGUCCUCUCAACCUAGUCAUUUUUUUUUCCAGUUUUAGUAAAAACUUAAAGUUUAGCUGAGAAGGAGCCCCAAAAGGGAUUUUUUUUUAAUUAAAUCAGCACUGUGAUAGGGGUGAAUAAAAUAUGCACACACAUGGAGAUUACUGUAAUGAUUAACUAAGGAGCAGACAGCGUGAUAAAUCUCCCUAUUUUCAUGGUGUAAUUUAUGCUGCUAUGAUGGUUCCUGUGUUCCAGUAGUGCCUCAAGUUCUCCUUCUGCAUACCCCUGAGAUUAU